CCAUCCACUUAAUUAACAACACUUCAAUGGAAAUUCCUCAAAUCACCAAAUUUUCUUCAAAACUCCCCAUCUCUGCCAUCUUUAAGUUAAAUUCCACUCAUGUCCAUUCUUUUGAGGCCGCCCCCCACAAAAUUCUUCGAGGGUAAAAUUGUCAAUAGGAGGUAUUUGUCCAGUGGCCAAUCGGUGAAGUCCACUUUCUUCAAACCUCUCACCGACGCCGCCACCGCAGAGAGCGAGUUUCGGCUGAUCUACGGCGGGUCUAGUGGUGGCGCAGUCUCUCCGAGAAAGCAGCCAACGAGCGUGGUACACAUGGCGUCCUCAGAUGUUAACAGCACAGAUGAUCGUAUCUCUCGGAUCGCCUCCACCAUUCGGGUCAUACCAGAUUUCCCCAAGCCCGGGAUCAUGUUUCAGGAUAUAACGACGCUGUUGCUUGAUCCGAAGGCGUUUAAGGAUACGAUCGAUUUGUUUGUUGAGAGAUACACAGGCAAAAAUAUCAAUGUUAUUGCGGGUGUUGAGGCAAGAGGUUUUAUAUUUGGUCCCCCUAUUGCACUGGCUAUUGGAGCAAAAUUUGUUCCUAUGAGGAAACCUAAAAAGCUGCCUGGGGAGGUAAUAUCAGAAGAGUACUCUUUGGAGUAUGGAACUGACAAAAUGGAGAUGCAUGUUGGAGCUGUACAGGCUGGAGAGCGUGUGGUUGUGGUGGAUGAUCUCAUUGCCACAGGAGGCACCUUAGCUGCUGCAGUUCGCCUGCUUGAGCGUGUUGGAGCAGAUGUUGUCGAGUGCACUUGUGUUAUUGAGUUGCCAGAACUGAAGGGUCGGGAUAAGUUGGGGGAUAAGCCGCUGUUUGUUCUUGUGGGCUCAUCAAUAUGAGGACAGAGAAUGUGUGAUGAUUUGUUUGCUUGUGUUCACCGUCUGCCAAAAAGACGCCCAAAUUUGGGUAGAUGGUGGUUUGUAUUGUUAACGUUUCUAUUGCUUGUAAUUUUGGAGUGAAGUACCGUUCAUACUCCAAAUCAUUAAUUCAACAAAUCAAUUGAACUUUUGAUUGCUGCCUGUGAGUUUCAUCCUAUUGGUUUGGGCUAUUAUCAACAUUAGAUUUUCACCGUUGGAUCAAUACCAACACAGGUAAGUAUAUGUGUGUUUGUGUGAUGAGUUUUAAAAAUAGCAGCCGCACUUGGACUGAUCCUUCCCCAAUUUCACCAAUAAUCUUUUCAUUUUUUAUUUUUUUUUUCAAUUUUAUGUUUGUGU
This is a messenger RNA of Striga asiatica, 1242 nucleotides long. The record is from the annotation of a GenBank genome assembly. NCBI's taxonomy places the organism in Eukaryota, Viridiplantae, Streptophyta, Magnoliopsida, Lamiales, Orobanchaceae.